This is a messenger RNA of Amoebophrya sp. A25, 2522 nucleotides long. NCBI's taxonomy places the organism in Eukaryota, Dinophyceae, Syndiniales, Amoebophryaceae. The record is from the annotation of a GenBank genome assembly.
GUUCGUCAUACGCGCAGUCGGCCUUGGGAAUUUUUUGGAACCAGCAGCGCCAUCGAUCCUCAUAUACCAAAACAGCCUACUCGGUGUACCGAAUUACGGUGGAUACCAAUCUCCCGCCAAAACAAUCUGGAGACGGUUAUGCUGAGAUCUUAUCUACUAGAAGCGCAGGUAUGAUUUUCUAAAACCUCUCUACUAAAAGCAUAGUGUUCUUGUAAUGAAAACUUCACGUGGAUUUGCAUUUCCACUGUCCUAUAAGGAUUGAGUGUUGCACCCAUCUUCCUAGAGUAAGACUCUACUUUUCCUGGCACUCAGUGCCGCUUUACUGCUGACGACCACACUAUCACUGAGAUGGUCUUCAUGUGUCCUGAGCGACUGUACCGUUAGAAGAUUGUAUGUUUGAAACGAGUAUCCCUCGCGUGAGAACGAAGCAAAGGCGCCCUAUCCUAUCCUAUCCUAUCCUAUCCUCGAAAGAUGGACAGAAUAGAACUACUAAUGAAGAAGUCUAGAUAGUCGUACUUUCAGCACCUGUCUCUACGGCUAUCAGAAAUAAAGAUAGCAGCAGGAGCGCAUGGAUCUAGUAUCUACAACAACAACCAAAUGUGCUACAAAACUAAAUGUCCUACCCAAGAUACUCUUUGCGUACAACAACCACUACUAAAAAUCUGCUAUAAGAGAGUCGGAGUCCGCGUGCUGCGUCGAAGGCAUUUGGUGGGCGGACAGGACGUCAUUUCGCAUGGUUUGGCUCUGAUCAAUAACUCCUCAGAAGAGGAAAAAGCUUACGUUUCAGCACUAGCGACAAACAGACUGCAUAUUCGUUUAUGAUUUGGUUGGAGAUUUCCUUCCCCUCAUGCACAUAGCCCCUUUAGCUCGUGCACAAGAGCACAGAAAAAGGAAAACUCCUUUUCCAUCAUCGCAUUAAGAACUCUGAAGAUGCAGGUAGGUGAUCUGUAUCUCCUGUUUGGUAUAUGUUGAGUUUCGCAUAAGUUUGGGUGUUGUAACUGCCGUGUCUCUGUUCGGGUCACAACUUGAACCAGGCAGUUACUGGUAGCUGCUACGUGGUUCGCAUGAGUGAAUGAUUGGGUACUAGCUUUGGCAUUGCUGUAUCUGGCUGAAUAUUCAUAUUGUUUUUGUUUGUAAUUUGGAAUUCGGGCUGUUUGCUUCUUUCUUCGUAUUGUUAGUUUGCGACGGACUGGGCUGAUGUGCUUCUACUGACUUUUUCGAAGAUACUCCCCUCCUUAACCCUUUCACCGUGACAACUCUACUUGUUGAACUACAAGUUGAUGAUAUUAAGCGUUUUCGAUAACGGCGGAUCACUACGCUCCAGUUUUUGUCUUACCGAGUACUAGUUGCGUGAUCCUACCCUAAUAAAUAUGCGAUGUCGAGGCACCCGAUCCUUUCCCUCUAUCCUAUUCGAAUAUUCGAGCUACUGGGUACGUGCUUGCUAUGUAUCAUCCUGCGCUAAUUUUCGACCUGCUGAGCAUGAGCUUGACGCCAGCAAGGGAGUGGGAGAAAGAUUUUUCGACGAAAUUGGUGGGUCAGUCUCUGGCACAGGACCGGUUGGGUGGCGAAGCGAUAGACACUUCAGCAGAAAAACAGAAAGCGAUAAAGCAUGUAGGAGUGGCUUUGGGUGAAGGUUUGCCACUCGCUUCUUCUACCAGCUAUACUAUUAAGUCUCCCAUAACGAUGAUGGUCUAGUACUAAGGAAUUUAACACUUCUUAUUAGGCAGUAUUGUCUCCUCUACUUAGGUCCGGUUACGUUGCACUGCGACAGGGGCAUACACGUGACUCUUUCUGUCUCCCGUGUUGAGUUGAGUAGACGAUCUCAACCAGUCAGUUAAUGAAUUAAUCAGUCAGUCUUUCUCUCUCUAUCCGUUGCUGUGUUGAUAGAGCACUGAUAUUGUGAUAUUGAUUCUUCAUUGAAGCUAGUUGCAAGUCUAAGAAAAUCGAUGCCGAGGAAAAACCUCCAGAGGAAACUGCCGAUAUUACCGGGCCAAAAAUAGCAGAUUCCCCACGUCCUUCACCUGGACAAGGAUGUCAAGAUGGUGAAUUGGGUAAAGACAUAAAAAAAGAUGAUUCGAACGGGAACAAAUUAUGACAGACAGAGAAAGAGUUUUUUUACUCGUCUGAAAUACUGACACUUGAUUCUUGAUGAUGAAUUCUGAGAAAAGUACUAGGCAAGAGUUCUAACUGUAGGCAUCAUCGGUAUACAGGUAAAUCCGUGGUGCCUUCAUCUACUUUUAUUUUUCGAGUAUGAGCUGGAAAUCCUUCUAGAGUCUUUUGGUAGGAGAGGCAGGUGCCAAGGUUUAUUUUUCGAGUAUGAGCUGGAAAUCCUUCUAGAGUCUUUUGGUAGGAGAGGCAGGUGCCAAGGUUUUUUAAGUAUGAGGCGCAAAUGCUUUUAGGUUGUUUGCGAGUACUCGCGUCUUUGUGAGUACUAUAUAAGGACUGAGUAAAAGUGCUUCUCCCUGUCAUAGAAUCACUUCGGAGGCACUAGUGCCGCUGGAGAUGCUGUAGGCAACGGGAAG